AUGAGGAGAUUAAAAGGGAGGAGUUUAACUGAAAAACAAAGAGAAAUGUGGGUGAAGCAAAAGGAUGUCAACGCGUUCAAAGAGUUACGAGACAGUCAAGCGAUCCAGCAAGGCGUCUUAAUAGGCGUUUUGAAUCAAUUUUAUGACGUUGUUAUCAAAGUGCCGAAAAAGAAGUCGAAAGUGUCUUUGACGUUCUUAACGGUCUCGUCCGUCAAAGAUGACCUUCGGGAGAUUUCUAUUGAAGAGAAAGUCGAGCGGUCGGUCGAGGAAAUGAAACAAACAGAUAUUAAUAGUGGAGUGAGCACUAAAACGGCUUUAAGACGACAAGAGGUGAAUCGAAUCUCUGAACAACUCGACUCGUUAAUCCAAUUGUGCGAGGAGAACGGAAUUAAAAUCUCUAAAGCAAAUAUUCAAACCAAAAAUUCUAAGGACAAAAUUGUGUCCGUGACCGUCGACGAUAUUGUGUUGGACGCAAAUUAUAUCAAGAACUGCGGAAGAGUCAUUAACGAAUUAAUCACUCGAGAAAGGCUCGACGAGAAAAAGGGGAAGUUCAUAGUGAUCAAAAAACACGACUUGGAAAUCAUGGCAAAACUGCUUGUUGUUGACUGA
Molecule: messenger RNA, 609 nt
Organism: Entamoeba invadens IP1
Lineage: Eukaryota; Evosea; Mastigamoebida; Endamoebidae
Exons: 1
Coding region: 1-609 (202 amino acids)
Source: RefSeq, a predicted model, not a curated record